Messenger RNA from Diachasmimorpha longicaudata, 1628 nucleotides. It is a transcript of the gene CysRS-m, whose product is annotated as probable cysteine--tRNA ligase, mitochondrial. Gene Ontology annotation, molecular function: ATP binding; cysteine-tRNA ligase activity. The transcript is spliced from 3 exons. Gene Ontology annotation, cellular component: cytoplasm. Gene Ontology annotation, biological process: cysteinyl-tRNA aminoacylation. Lineage: Eukaryota; Metazoa; Arthropoda; Insecta; Hymenoptera; Braconidae. Bases 1 to 1584 code for a protein of 527 amino acids. The record is from RefSeq and is a predicted model, not a curated record.
AUGAAAUUAACCUCACGACCGAUGAGGAAUUGGCGUAGGCUAUUUCAUCAAGAUCAUCAAGAAAUAAAACAACCGUUGAAGCCGGCGUGGACUCAACCUGUCGGUUAUGAAACAGGCAUUUCUAUUUAUAAUCCAAUUAUGAAGAAAAAAGUGCCUCUCAUUCUCAAAAAUCAUAACACUGCUACCUGGUACACCUGCGGCCCUACUGUUUAUGAUUCUGCACAUAUUGGACAUGCUUGUUCCUACAUUCGAUUCGACAUAAUCCGACGUAUCCUCUCGAACUUCUUUUCGAUUUCCGUCUUGCCCGUGAUGGGCAUAACGGACAUAGACGAUAAAAUUAUUCAGCGCUCCCAGGGGUCCUCAAAAUUCACCUCCUGGCGUCACCUUUCGAAUCAUUACGAACAAGAAUUUCUCUCCGAAAUGCACCAACUCAAUGUUCUACCUCCUUAUCUUCACUGUCGAGUAACCGAUUAUAUUCCCGAGAUAAUAAAUUUCAUCUCCAUUCUCAUGUCCAAGGGUUUCGCCUAUAAAUCCACGGACAACUCCAUUUAUUUCAACACAUCAAAUUAUCCAGCUUAUGGGAAGCUUCGAAGGCCUGACGAGAAUAUGACCUCUCCCUCGAAGUUCUCGCCCUGGGAUUUUGCCCUCUGGAAAUCUGCCAAGCCCAACGAACCCUUCUGGGACAGCCCCUGGGGUCCAGGCAGACCGGGAUGGCACAUAGAGUGCAGUGCAAUGGCAUCCAUCACCCUGGGAAACAACAUAGACAUUCACAGUGGAGGACUGGACUUGAUGUUUCCUCAUCACGAAAAUGAGGAGGCCCAGUCUUGCUGUCACCACGAGACAGGGCAGUGGGUGAAUUACUGGCUGCACUCAGGCCUCCUUCACCUAGAGGACACCAAGAUGUCGAAAAGUCUCCAGAACACAAUUACGAUUAAAGAGUUGUUGGAAAAGUUUACAGCUGAUCAAUUCAGAUUAUUGUGUCUCUGCACUCACUAUCGAUCGACAAUCGAGUUUUCUCAGGAGACGAUGAGUAAGGCAGUGACUUUUCUGAAGAAGUUCCAGUAUUUUCAAAGUGAUUGUAGAAAUUACGUGGCUGGAAGAUUCCCCGCUGCGACGGUAGACACAUCGACAAUUUAUGGAAAACUGAGACAAGUUGAAAAAAAUAUUCUGGAGGCUUUGAAGAAUGAUUUUGGGACUCCCCAGGUUAUGGAUGAACUCAAUGAACUCGUCGGGGUAGUGAACAAGGGAUUGAAUAACCGAAUUCAAGGGAGUGAGUGCACUGAAGUCAGAGAGGCUCCGUGCAUUGCUACUGCUGGAAUUUACGUGGAGAGGGUACUGAAAGAUCUGGGGAUUUGCAUGGGUGAAGAGAGUUUGCAGGCUGGGGGGAGUGAUGGAAAGUUUCGUAGAGUUGUUGAUGAUCUCGUCAAGUUCAGGACAAUUGUUAGGAAUAGAGCUUUAGCAAUGAAUGUCAAGGAUAAGGAGCUACUGGGUGCUUGUGAUGAUGUGCGGAAUAAUUUGGCGAAUUCUGGUAUCAAAGUCAAGGACUAUAAGGAUACUGCCACAUGGACGUUUGUAAAAGAGUGAUUGAGAAUUUAAAUUUAAUUAAUAAAUGUUUUAUUAUUUAAAAA